UUUUUUUUUUUUGCCUCUUACUCAACAGACUUUUUGUUUCCUUUUUAACUGUUUCCUUUUGACACAUUCUCUUUCCAUUGAUUCGUCUCGCUUCGGGCGAUUGACGGAUUCUCACAACCGAAAAUGUCGACACGCCAGCUUCGGAAGCUCCAGAAACAACGAGAGCUAGAACAGCUGAAGCUGCAGUCGGUUACUCCCGAAACGCAGGAACCAAGCGAAGAUGAAGAGCACGAACCGAUAGCAUCCAAGCCUAGGGCCAGUCUCUUUGCAGCUCUGGGCGGGGUUGACGAAGACGACGAACAACAAUCCGAGAACGAGGAGAACGAGGAGAACGACAACAAAGCCGCGGCAGCUGAGGACUCGGAGAAAGAGGCCGUACCACGACCGGUGAAGAAGAACAAGAGCAAAAAGAAGAAGAAAAAUAAAGGAAAGAAGAAGGAUACGUCGGCAGGAGACGAUACCCCCCAGAAUCCAAGUUCGAAGGGUAACGAGGAUGACGAGAUUGAGGCCGCCCUGCGAGAACUCGACCUCGCUCGCGAAUCCGCACACAAAGGGACGAGCACUGCUCUUACCACGAGCACGGACCGCUACGGAACCAGCCUUCUACAGAUCAACCCCAACCACCUCAAAGCAAUGAACGAGAUGCAGAGUUUGUUUGGCAAGGAUGUGAUUGAGGCGGCGCGGCAGGAAGAACAAGCCGAGCGGGCGGCCGAAUUACAGAGGCAACGUGGUGGCCAUGGUCCCCGGCAAGUCAACCUGGAACAAGCACUACGAGGUGAUCCUAGGUACAAGCUUUCCGAGGUGUUGCUCCGGCGAAACCCAUUCAUCCGGGGCAUGGACCAUUGGCCGCGGGCCACACCGCAGGACCUGUCCAUGCAGGAGGUGCGAGGAGGCGAAGAUGGACUGACCGAGUUCACCUUCCACCACGCCUUCGAGUACGACAAAACCCAGGUGGCCUUCAUCCGCAUGGUGAUGGCCGGCGAUCCCAUGAUGCUGGUGAAUCUGCUUCUGACGCAUCCGUACCACAUCACCACCCUCCUGCAAGUCAGCAAGAUCGCGACGCAGGACCAGAACCCCGCCCUCGCCGCCGAGUUGUGCGAGCGCGCGCUGUUCGCGUUUGGGCGCGUGACGACGCCGGCGUUCCGCCACAAGAUGGAACAGGGCAAGGCGCGGCUCGACUUUCGGCGGCCGGAGAACCGCGAGUUCUGGUUGGCGGGGUACCACUACCUCAAGAGCCUGAUGCGCAAGGGGACCUUCCGCACGGCGCUGGAGUGGGCGAGGCUCCUGUUCGCGCUCAACCCGAACGACCCGUACGGGAUGAAGAACUUUCUCCACCCGCUGGCCAUCCGGGCGCGGGAGGCGCAGUGGCUCGUCGACUUUUGCGACGCCGAGGAAUUCGACACGGGCAUGUCGGAUGACUUGUACAUCAGGCAGACGCUCGUGCUGGCGAAGCUGCAGCUCAGCGACCAGAGCCAGGGCCAGGAGGACAAGGACAGGCGGAGGGCGGAGGCCAGGGAGCUCGCGGUGCAGGGCAUGCGCAGGCUGCCGUGGCUGUACACGGCGCUGUUAGGGGCCCUCAACCUGGACGUGCCGCCGCCGCUCUGGGGGAUCCGGCCUAAGGGGCCGCAGCGAUACUGGACGGAGAUGUACCUGCACCAGGCCAAGGAGCUCUGGGACAACGCGCAGGCGAUCGGGCUGCUGAAGGAGGUGGCGGCGCUGCUGGGGACGGCCAAGGUGGACGCGUGGGCGCUGCCGCAGGACCAGCCGUCGGACCUGCGCACGGCGCGGCUGGCGUUCCUGGAGGGAAACACGAAGAUCAUCACGGAGAUCCCGUCCCACAUGCUGGCGCAGCAGCCGAACUACGAGUUCGACCCCCUGCCGCCGCCGUAUGCGGAGAACAUCUUCUCCAGCGACGGCGUGCGGCUUCCGUGGGACGCGCCGGUGUAUAGCGCGUCGCAGCACCCUCACACGCAGCACGAGCACCACCGGCAGCAGGUAGCCGGAGCGGCGGCAGCCGAGCCGUUGCCCCGAGACGCCGUUGAUGGUCAAGGGUGGCCGAUUUUUGGUGACGCGGAGGAGGAGGAGGAGGAUAACGGGCGCAAUGCCGCUGGAGACGCUGGGGGUACGGCCGACGACGACGACGCGGUUCCCGGGCAGGAAGGAACGGCUAUCCGGAGGCUUAUGGCCGAUUUCCUUGGGCCUUUGUUCGGAAGGGCCACAGCUGCGACAGGCGACGGUGGCGGAGAUGGCCCGGGACAAGGCUCGGCGAGGGAGGCUGAUGAGGGCCGUCGGGCGGGGGUGAUGCCGGGCGCUUACGAAACGGACGAAGAGGAUGACGGAGGAACGGGAGGGAGAGAGAAUGCCCGGCAGAGACAGGCGUAAAGACUUGCUUUAAGGUACUAGGGGGCAUAGGAGGGCGUUUUUCUUUUACUUUUCGGCGCGGUUCUAUCUGAUACCCGUAGGCCUAGAACAUGCUUAUGAUUCAUGGCAGGAAGGCGUAAAGAGUCUGGGGUUGCAUAGAUAUGGGAUGGGAGGGAAGGACAUGCAAUGCGAGAGAGAAAGGAGCAUCACAUAAAGGAGGCGUCUCGUGUGGUAGCAGAGUUGACCAGAUCCGUAAAUAGAACGAAGACAGAAGGAGGUGACUCGAAGCCAAGAUUACUGUGUCGCGUGUUGCAGGGCCGAAGAGGGGCUAAGGGGAUAAUGAAAAUGAUGAAACUUGCUCAAAUUGUC
Sodiomyces alkalinus F11 is the source of this 2730-nucleotide messenger RNA. RefSeq lists its product as hypothetical. The transcript has a single exon. Gene Ontology annotation, biological process: rescue of stalled cytosolic ribosome; ribosome-associated ubiquitin-dependent protein catabolic process. Gene Ontology annotation, cellular component: RQC complex. The record is from RefSeq and is a predicted model, not a curated record. Lineage: Eukaryota; Fungi; Ascomycota; Sordariomycetes; Glomerellales; Plectosphaerellaceae. The coding region runs from base 124 to 2382 and encodes 752 amino acids.